Syzygium oleosum is the source of this 1857-nucleotide messenger RNA. Its product is annotated as sterol 14-demethylase. NCBI's taxonomy places the organism in Eukaryota, Viridiplantae, Streptophyta, Magnoliopsida, Myrtales, Myrtaceae. The transcript is spliced from 3 exons. The record is from RefSeq and is a predicted model, not a curated record. The coding region runs from base 149 to 1606 and encodes 485 amino acids. Gene Ontology annotation, molecular function: iron ion binding; heme binding; monooxygenase activity.
GCGCUUACUGUCACUCUCAGUCUCGUCGGGGGCAGCAGAUUACAUAUGGAUUCACUUUUCUGAAAGACAAGCCUUUUCAUCUCGUCUCUCUCUCUGUCUCUCUCGCUCGCGCUCCGGCUGGCAGCUGAACUGAUUGAAUUCGGAUCAGAUGGACACGGACAACAAGUUCUUCAAUGUGGGUGUCUUGCUUGUGGCCACUCUCAUUGUGGCCAAGCUAAUCUCGGCAUUGCUAAUUCCGAGAUCCGGAAAGCGCCUCCCCCCUGUUGUUAGGACAUGGCCGGCGAUUGGCGGGCUGCUCCGGUUCUUGAAGGGUCCGAUUGUGAUGCUACGGGAAGAGUACCCCAAGCUCGGGAGUGUAUUCACUCUUAAUCUGUUGAACAAGAAAAUUACGUUCUUUAUUGGCCCCGAGGUGUCUGCGCACUUCUUCAAGGCUUCCGAGUCUGAUUUGAGCCAGCAAGAAGUGUACCAGUUCAAUGUGCCGACUUUCGGACCUGGAGUUGUCUUCGAUGUCAAUUACACCAUAAGGCAAGAGCAGUUUCGGUUUUUCACCGAGGCUUUGAGGAUUAAUAAGCUUAAGGGGUAUGUCAAUCAGAUGGUUUUGGAAGCAGAGGACUACUUCUCAAAAUGGGGAGAUAGUGGUGAGGUGGACCUAAAGUAUGAGCUUGAGCAUUUGACCAUAUUGACAGCGAGCAGAUGUCUUUUGGGUCGAGAGGUUCGUGAGAAGCUCUUUGACGACGUGUCAGCCCUAUUCCACGACCUUGACAAUGGAAUGCUGCCCAUCAGUGUCGUCUUCCCCUACCUGCCCAUCCCAGCUCACCGUCGUCGUGAUCGGGCCCGGAAGAGGCUCUCUGAGAUUUUCGCAAGCAUCAUUUCUUCACGCAAAUCUGCUGGCAAAUCAGAAGAAGACAUGUUGCAGUGCUUCAUUGACUCAAAGUACAAAAAUGGUCGCCCGACAACUGAAGCCGAGGUCACUGGCCUGCUUAUUGCUGCUCUCUUUGCAGGGCAGCACACCAGUUCUAUCACUUCCACCUGGACUGGGGCCUACCUCCUCACCAACAAGAAGUACCUCUCUAGUGUCUUGGAUGAACAGAAGCACCUGAUGGAGGAGCAUGGGAACAAUGUUGAUCACGAUGUUCUGUCUGAAAUGGAUGUCCUUUAUCGGUGCAUCAAGGAAGCACUGAGACUUCACCCGCCUCUAAUUAUGCUGCUCCGAAGCUCGCACAGUGAUUUCAGUGUCAAAACACGGGAUGGCAAGGAAUAUGACAUCCCAAAGGGCCACAUCGUGGCUACUUCGCCUGCUUUUGCUAAUAGGCUUCCGCACGUUUAUCAGGAUCCAAACAAAUAUGAUCCAGACAGAUUUGGAGUGGGCAGAGAAGAAGACAAGGUGGCAGGCGCAUUUUCUUAUAUUUCUUUUGGAGGCGGUAGGCAUGGGUGCCUUGGUGAACCAUUUGCCUACUUGCAAAUUAAAGCAAUAUGGACUCACCUGUUGAGAAACUUCGAGCUGGAGUUGGUUUCACCUUUCCCAGAGAUCGACUGGAAUGCCAUGGUGGUGGGUGUCAAGGAUAAAGUUAUGGUGAGGUACAAGCGCCGUCAGCUCUCUGUGUAGAAGAGAGGCCUUACAGAGGCCUUGGUCGUAAAGCCGUCAUCGUCUUCUUUCAUGCCCCUAGAGACAGCCUUGCUCCUUUUUUAGCUUCUGGUGUUUCUGUUUGUGUUGAAAUUAGGGAGUUUUAGCUUCAGCUUGUUUGUGACUAUUGUAGCUUAAGACCAGAGCUCGUCAUGUUUCAGUUAUUAGUUGCUCGAGAUUGGGUUGCUGCAUAUGUGUUGAUUACUUUUUAGAGCAACGAACUUUUUCAUCAA